CGUUGUUUACAAAAUGGCGGAUCGCGACAUGCCACGGCUCUGCAUGCCACCACAGAGGCAUGCCACACAUGUUCCCCUUGUUCCCUCCCUGUAUCACCUGUAGUGAUUUAAUUACUGUCAAACGCUUCAUGGCUUUUUAUGUGUGAAAGUGAUUUUCCCAAUUCGUCUACAUGUCGAGCGCAACCAGUAACACCGUGUUAAACGCCGACAUGCAGGAGGGCCAAGAGGAAGACGAAACCUACGUGCUGGUCGAACUGACGGGCGUCAUUGACAGCGAGGUGAUGAACUUGGCGGGCAAGACGUGUUCUAUGCUCGGCGUGGACACGGCCGAGCCCGUGCUCAAGCUCGGCUCGUACCUGUUCACGGGUGAGUACAGCGACACCGUCGGGACGUGCGUGCUCUUCGAGGACAUGGGACUGGCCAGCGAGCCGUCUACUUCCAAGUCGGUGUCGUCGUUCAGCAGGCACCCGCCCAAAGUUCUCAGGUACUUAGCCAAGACCGAGAAGCGACUGGACAUGAAGACGUCCUUUCUGCAGGAAAAGGCGUCGUGCGAGGCGCCCGACGAGAGCACGGCGGAUCCCAGUUCCUCUAGCGACAAAGUCGCUUCGAGUUAGCUUUACAAGAUAAACUGUCUGGGUGCAUGAUAGAUCGAAUCACUGCGAGAAGAUGACACUGUUGUUGCUGCUAGUUGGCUGGAGCGGAUUGUAUACACUGCGUGACACAUUUAGCGCGAACAACAAAUUAAUAUUUUUUUUA
Messenger RNA from Ixodes scapularis (black-legged tick), 756 nucleotides. RefSeq names its product general transcription factor 3C polypeptide 6. The record is from RefSeq and is a predicted model, not a curated record. NCBI's taxonomy places the organism in Eukaryota, Metazoa, Arthropoda, Arachnida, Ixodida, Ixodidae. Gene Ontology annotation, biological process: transcription by RNA polymerase III. The transcript has a single exon. Bases 171 to 614 code for a protein of 147 amino acids. Gene Ontology annotation, cellular component: transcription factor TFIIIC complex.